This is a messenger RNA of Pocillopora verrucosa, 1422 nucleotides long. Its product is annotated as serine/arginine-rich splicing factor 3-like. The record is from RefSeq and is a predicted model, not a curated record. NCBI's taxonomy places the organism in Eukaryota, Metazoa, Cnidaria, Anthozoa, Scleractinia, Pocilloporidae. Gene Ontology annotation, molecular function: zinc ion binding; RNA binding.
UAUGCUUCACCUGCCUCACACUCGCUUAGUUUGAACGGAAGGUUUUGUUUGGAUUACUUUUGGAGUACUUGCAUUUCGCUUCCAAAUGACUCGAGUUUACGUCGGAAAUCUGGGAAAUAAGGGUUCCAGGCGAGAACUCGAACGUGAGUUUGAGAGAUACGGGCCUCUUCGCGACGUAUGGGUCGCUCGAAAUCCUCCAGGCUUUGCUUUCAUUCUGUAUGAAGACUCACGGGAUGCUGACGACGCGAUCCGUGAAAUGGAUGGAAAGUUAGUAUGUGGAGAACGGAUUCGUGUAGAACUUGCUCGAGGUCCUAGUCGUGGCGGAAGAGCUGCUCGGCUUGGACUGACGGAGAAAUGCUUUGAUUGUGGAAGGGUUGGACAUUACGCUCGGGUUUGUACACGUCGACCGCCCGGCGGAAGUCGAGACCGCGAUCGAGAGCGGCGGCGCUCCAGAUCACGCAGUCCACGAUCCCGUUCCCGUUCUCGUUCACCCAAACGAAGACGCAGUCACAGUCGAUCUCAGUCUCCAAGGAGGAGACGCUCUGCAUCAAAUGAAGACAGAAAAUCGAAAUCUCACUCAAAAUCUCACAGUAAGAGCCGUUCACGCAGUCGAAGUGAAGAGAAAAUCACUAGAGAAAGAAGUGCAAGUCCUGGUCCUGACAGAAAGCAAGAGCAAGAGAAAGAAGACUAUAAAAGAAGGGAAGAAACAGGGAGACAAGCUGAAGAAGACAGGCCAAGGGCAGAGGAGGAGAGGGAGCAAAAGUCUCGCAGUGCCUCACCUAGGCCAAAUGACACUGACAGCCACUUUAAUGAUGACAACGUGGAAUAACAGUGUGGCUUCUCUCACUUACAGUGUUGUCCAGUUAUUUCAGUAUUUGUAGAUAUUCUUCUAAAGUCUGUAGCUUUUAAUCAAGAAAUUGCUUGAAGAUUCAGCUGUAGCUAUGGUUUUCCUUGUCUAGAUUAGCUAGUUGGUGAAUAUUGAAGGAAUUCUGGGUCAAAAUGUAGCUGUUGGAUUGGGCGGGGUGCAAGUGGGUCCAUGUUGUGGUAACAGGUCAGGCUGUUUGGUGUGAGGCAGGCCCUUUUGUCACCUUAGAUUCUUUGAUAACCUAAGGCUGGUAUGGUGGUGUUACAGGAACCCACCCACUUGAUACUCAGGAUUCACAAAACAAAUAUAGUUAAUUAUCUCCAAAUUUUUUUUAUCAUUAGAAGUAGUAAUGGUAUCACUUGCAUCGUUCUUUAUUACAUACUUUUUCUGUUACCUGUCUACAGUGUUUAUUAUGGUUAGUAUAUUGUGUGAGUUUGUAGGCGGGGAAAAAUUAAGACCCAUUUGAAAUCUAUGCAAAUUAAGUCAAACCACCAAAUUCAAUUGUUAAUGUCAUUGGAAAUUUAGUACUGUUAUAAAAUACCUGAGUUUUACUUCUA